Messenger RNA from Neohortaea acidophila, 1021 nucleotides. RefSeq lists its product as uncharacterized. The transcript is spliced from 4 exons. Bases 87 to 911 code for a protein of 274 amino acids. The record is from RefSeq and is a predicted model, not a curated record. NCBI's taxonomy places the organism in Eukaryota, Fungi, Ascomycota, Dothideomycetes, Mycosphaerellales, Teratosphaeriaceae.
UGCUUUCUUCCCUCGUUGGCUUAACAUUUCCGUCAUCUCCUGCGCUCUUUCUCUUAUUUUUAUCCGUUCUACCAAGUAAUAAUACUAUGCGCACCGCCGCUUUCGUGUGGGCCGCUCUGGCCAGCGCCGUCUUCGCCAGCCCGGUCGAGCUCCAGCCCCGAGCCGCAUGCACCAGAACCACGCACACCACAACCACCUUUACUCGCGCUGGCGCGGUGGCGACGAAAACCGUCACACGCACGGUGCAAGGGGGCGUGUCCACUACCAUCAUUCCUGCACCGUCGGGAUUUGUGCCCAUCCAGUCUGCGAUCCCGGGCGCUGUGUACCAAGGCAGCGGCGGGAGCGCCCCGAUCAAGCGCGCUGUGCUCGUCGAAGAAGACGCAUUGUUGCCCCGUGCAGCGGCGCCGGAGCCCCAAAAGGUGGGCGCCUGCCAGACGUCCACGUCAACCUUCACCACCUACUUGACCAAAGCCCCGACCACGAGGACAGUCACGGCGACCACGACCGCCUAUGCUUCCACCACGACCGUCUACGCCGCUUGCGCCUCGAACAACCUCGCGGAUUACUACACGCCCAACAGCCAGAGCUUUUCCGGCGGCCAGCCCUACAAACCGAGCACCUUCAGCUCGUUCGGAGCGACGUCCACCGCAGCACAACCCAGCGCGUACGCAUGCUGCGUCGCAGCGCUCCUGUACGGCGCCUCCUACGGCGACGGCACCGCCGCCGCGCUCUUCACGUACGUGCCAUCGAAUUCCGCUUGCAUUGUGUACUACACCGUCGACACGUGCCCAAGCCUGCAGGCGUACUCCCUCGAGGCCUUCACCAUCACGCCGCCGAACCCGAACUACGACCCGGCGGUUAUUGGCAAUCUGCCGUGUGGGCUGGUCGACCUCGUGCAAUCCCUCGAAUGAGCGCGGUCGAACUUCUCGGGUGCGGGGAGAUGUGGUGGAGAAUGGGUGUCUUACGCCUCGCUACAAUCCAAGGGAUAUCAGACCUACUCGAAUAUGCUAAUUUCCAAAAC